Molecule: messenger RNA, 4406 nt
Organism: Ostrea edulis (European flat oyster)
Lineage: Eukaryota; Metazoa; Mollusca; Bivalvia; Ostreida; Ostreidae
Product: transient receptor potential cation channel subfamily M member 8-like
Exons: 21
Coding region: 163-3111 (982 amino acids)
Biological process (GO): calcium ion transmembrane transport
Molecular function (GO): ligand-gated calcium channel activity
Source: RefSeq, a predicted model, not a curated record
UAUCAUCAUAUGUUAAGGCGAGCGCAUUUGAAUCUUUUCCAUUCGAAAAAGUAUGUACGUGUAAACAUUCAUUCCAUUCGAUAAUGGAAUGAAUGAAAAAGUAGACGUUCCCAGAAUUUUAUUUCAAAGAAAACUUGGAGGGCCAUAAGCCCUAAAGGAGACAUGGAUCAAACGCAAAGACGGAAGAAGUCGGUACCAUUAUUCAUGAAGAAGUUCUACGAUGGCCAAACACGACCAAACAUGAUAUUCUCCGUCAUUGGCGACUCUGAAAACUUUAUUCCAAAGCCUUGGUCCAAGUCUCGUUUUCAGGAGGCUUUGAUAUAUGCGGCUAAAGCAACGGGAGGGAGCUGGAUACUAACCAAUGGAGAACCCUUAAAAGUCUCCAAAACAAUUCAUGAGAUGAUGGAGGAAUACGUGUAUUUAGCCGCGAGCAACAAGAAGUCAGCAAUUCGCCUGAUAUCCAUUCCCUCUAGAGCAGUGGAGGACACUAGCCUGUACUUUGAUUUGCCGGAGGCUUUUGAAGAAGACAACAGUUCUUCUAAAUCCAAAGAUGAUGAGGUUUUCAUGACUUUUUUCGAAGGCAAAGAGUUAUCGGACGUGGAUUAUAUUGAACACAGAUUUGCAAUAGAGAAAACAUUGGAGAAACCGAAGCCGGGAGAGAAGAAUGCCUUGGUGAUAAUACUCGUGGAAGGAGAAUUGUCAGCUGUGGAACACGUCAAAUUGGCGACAAAGAAUGGAACACCUGUCGUUGUUGUCAAGGGAACAGGCGGGGCAGCAGAUUUACUGGCUACAUAUCUGGACCUAGUAAAGAAACAAAAGAAGAUACGAUUGACGACGUUAAUUCCAACGUUAUUCGGGAUAAAGCUCGACGAAGGCGAGAUGACUGAUCUUUCACAGAGUCUCAAAUUCAUCGGAAAAAGGCAUGACCUGGUAAAUGUAUUUGACCUUCAUGAAAAGAAUGAAGAACAAUUUGCAGCGACUGUCGGAGAGGUGGUGCACAUCGCCUGGUCACUUGAAGACACCGAUCAUUGGGAAGAUGACGAUGACGAUGCCGGCGCACUUGGGCAUACACUUAAGCCAGACAUGAACACAAGUAUUAGGAUCAGAAAGAGCACUUACAUGAAGCCAGAGAACUGGAAACAGCUGACGGAAUCGUGGAACAUGGCUGAUGCACACGAGGCAUUGUCAUCAACCACCUUCUCCUCGCCGUUGUCACUUCCUCUUGAUCUAUUCUUUCGAUAUUCUAAGUUUUUAAAACAACGAAAAUACUACCCGUCAACAGAAGAUGAACCAAACGAGGCACAGGAGUUGCUCAUGGUCGCUUUAAGUGCUAACAGGACAGAUUAUGUGGGAGUUCUUCUGGAUUUGAACGUCAAUCUUUCAAUAGAGCAGAUAAACAAGCUUUAUAAGUCACAAUUCCAAAUAACCGAGAAAGGCAGUCAAAAGGAAAGCUAUACAGGAAUGCACUGGGUUUUGAAGGAAGCAAUUGGACGAAAACGCUCAACUGAUCUGUGUGAUGGAGAAAACUCGCAUGAUCAUGCGCUCAAAAUAUGUCGUAAAGUUUUGAAGUAUCAUAAAACGGAGGACCCACGACUGUCUGCAAACUGCAGGACUAACAGACGAAAGGAAUAUCUUCGACGCCAGAUUUUCUUGCAGGCAAUUUUGCUAUGGUGUCUUGUAGCAAACAGAACGCAUAUAGCUACGUUAGUUUGGAGACGAGUGGCCAAUCAACUGUAUACUGGACUUGUAAGUGCGUUGGUUCUCAAAAAGAUGUCCUCCAUAGCACGAGUGCAAGACAGGAAAACAGCUGAGAAUCUGGAAAACCACUCAAAGAUGUUCAUAAAACGGGUGUUGAAUAUGAUGGAUGCCCUUUAUGAGACGGACAGAAAAGUGUCAUUCAAAGUUCUGAAUAGCUUGGAAACUGUUUGGGAAAUUCAGGCAAGGCCGAUCUCGUUUGCACACGAAUUCCAGAUGUAUGAUAUCAUAGCACAUCCAUGCUCGGUUGGAUUGAUGGAGAAACAAUGGUACAAUGGCUUGACACCAAACUGUAAACGAUACAUUUCCAAGGACCUCUGGAAGCACCCAUGCACGGCUAUGAACGCACCAUGUUUCCAUUUUGUUUUACACUACAUCGUGUUUGGCGUGGCCAUUCUGCUAUACAGCUAUUUCCUGUUGACGAAUGUGAUGUACUUCAGAAACAUGUCUUUCUUCCCACGAUUGUGCGAAGUAUUUCUAUAUCUUUGGACGGUCCUCGACUUCCUUCACGAUGUGAAAAACGUUUUGGUGAUUUCCAUGUUGGAACGUGUAACAUACAUGAGAGUAAAAACAAGAAGAAAAUCUCGGUAUCGAUUUCGGGCUCGCAUGAACGACUUGUGGAAGUUUUUGGGACUGGUCUGUUUUGUUCUGGUAGGAUGUACGUUAUUAUCACGACAGAAAUCCACCAACGAUUUUCUAAUGAUCACACGAUUUGCUGGCCUUCUCCUGAUAUUCUCAUACAUGCGCUACAUGCGUGUGUUUGUCCUCAACCGCUACACCGGAACGACGUUUAUAUUCCUAAAACAUAUGAUCGUGCACUUGCUGCAGUUCUGUUCGAUGACAAUAUUCUUUGUGUUGGGUGUUGGCACUUUCUAUCACGCCAUCCUGCAUCAACGUUGUCCAGACUUGUUUUCUGGGAGUUUUUACCAUUGGCACAUCUGGUUUAUCUUUUAUUACCCCUACUACCAAUUCUUUGGAGAAACAUUUGAAGAGAAGAUGGGCAUAGAUGUAGGUAAUGCAGAGAUUGAUUGGAGUGUGAAGACCGCAAUAGCAAUCUACAUGCUGGUAGCAAAUGUUCUAAUCGUCAAUGUCAGUAUUGCAAUUUUCACGACAAAGUAUGAGGAAGUAGCAAAAGAGGCGGAACUCAUGUGGCAAUAUGAGAGAUACCACAUCGUAGAGGAUUUCAAAAACAGGAUGUUUGCCCAUCUCGAUUUUGUCUUCUUCCCAAUACUCAUGGUGUAUAAAUGUAUACAAAAGUGCAAAAAAGAAGCAAAUGUAAAAGAACGAUUCAGGAAAAUACGCCAUCGCCAGAUUCUUGAGUACAUCAUGGCCGGCCGAUCGUUGAAAAGUGUGUGAAAAGAAAACUAACCCCCUUGACAAAUUGAACGUGAUUGCGCUCUUCUUGUUUAAUCUAGUCAUUUUUACUUCUUUAUGGUAAACAUGAAGGGACUAAUGGAAAUAGUAUCUUUAUAAAACACCAGUGGUGUGAAUCCACAAUAUCCCUUUUCCGGUAAAUCCAGCAGGAUUGUUUGACUGUUUUUUUUUCUACUUUAGCAUCAAGAAAUCAUUGAUAGCUUGUCAAAAUAGUAUGGUAAAAUAUCGAUGUACUUUGCAGUCUAUCGAAGAAAUAAAUUUCGUUUUUUUCUUCUAAAUUCUUGAGGGUAGAGACUGCAACUCAUCACGCUGACGUGAAGGAUUGGAAUUCAUAUCUCCAUGAACUUUCUAAAAUGAAAUUUCUUUUUUCUUGUCUUUUUUGACAACUCAUUUUGGCCGGGUUGCGCAACGUGCAUCCGGCUUAUAGAAUGGUGAAUGGAGGAUGGGUUGGCGGGCGGGUGUUCCUGUAAUAGGGGACUUACUUUGUGUAAUCAACUCUUCUAACAUCUCUAACCCAAACUGUGUGCAGUUGUUAUGAUAUACUGAAGAUGUGCAUUUGUCGUUUUAAAAGUGAUCCGACAUUUUUUAAAAAUUAUUUUAUUUGUAUUUUUUUCGUAUUUUUUAUUAGUCUGAUUUUCACUACUUUCACUUACAUUUGCACUAUGAUUUACAUUAUGGAUAUAGAAUAAGCGUACGGUGGGAAAGCAUAUAUCCACGCAUUUAAUUAUUUCCUUUCGAUAAUUAAUAUCUAUUCGUAUAAUAUACCUCUCGUCUUUGCUCGAUAAAAUCUUCCACGACGCAAAGUAUUGAAAUAAACAAUAAUGUGAAAAGAACAAGAUCCCCCCCUCCCUGAAAUUUAAAAUUCAACUCUGCAACCCAUUUUAAGCAAGAUAUUUGAUUGCAGGUAUCUCUAUUUCAAUAUUCCAUUAUGUGUUUUAGGGAGUCGAUCGUAAUUAUACCUGCGUGAUACACAUGUUCUUGUAUGUUUUUCCGAGACAUUCUGACAUCCAUUAGACCAGUUUUCUAUGUAAAGCAAAAUAUAACACCAAAUCCCCAUCUACUCAAAGUAAACGUCCCACAUAAUGUGUUUUGUGUUAUUGGUUUUAAAUGCCUACUGUCAAUGUGGAGCACGGCAUAGAGCAAAAACUGAUAAGUAGCUGCAAUUUCUAAUUGUGCGUGUUGUAUAUUUUUGUUUGCACAAAUAAAUGAAUAUGUUUUUUUUCCUUUUACUGCAUGCAAGGUACAUUUAUUGUUAAUAAAUCUUUUAGAGAAAUUUU